Messenger RNA from Eucalyptus grandis, 1365 nucleotides. Its product is annotated as protein THYLAKOID FORMATION 1, chloroplastic. Gene Ontology annotation, biological process: protein import into chloroplast thylakoid membrane; thylakoid membrane organization; photosystem II assembly. The record is from RefSeq and is a predicted model, not a curated record. The transcript is spliced from 5 exons. Gene Ontology annotation, cellular component: chloroplast thylakoid. Bases 373 to 1092 code for a protein of 239 amino acids. Lineage: Eukaryota; Viridiplantae; Streptophyta; Magnoliopsida; Myrtales; Myrtaceae.
UCCCUCCUCGGUCCCUGACCUCUCCCUCGCUUUCUCGAGAAAAAAACCAAAACUCCCGGAAAAGCUUUUCUCCCCCAACCAUGACCCAGAUUUUCCCGGAAAAUCUCUAGCUUCCGGGGGCAGCUUUUCCGCGAUAUUCUAGAACCUUCUGCCGGUAGAAAUGGCGGCGGCCGUCGCUUCCCUGUGCUUCUCCGCCAUCGGUCAGUCCUGCGAGAAGAGAUCGCUCGCCUCAUUGCCGGCGACGGCGACGGCGCGCGGCUUCGGAUCGAACUUCGAGGGGAUUCGGUUCCGUUCGAGCGUGUUUCCGACUACGGAGGAGUUAGGACUUCGGUCUCGACGUCGAACUCGAGCUCUCGCGUGGUUGUUCGCUGCAUGUGCAGCGCAGUAGAUGUUCCUACUGUUGCGGAGACGAAGCAGAACUUUCUCACGGCGUACAAACGGCCCAUCCCGAGUAUCUACAACACCGUGCUGCAGGAGCUGCUCGUCCAGCAGCAUUUGAUGCGGUACAAGAAAUUCUACAAGUAUGACCCCGUGUUCGCCCUUGGUUUCGUGACCGUGUUUGAUCAGCUCAUGGAAGGGUACCAGAGUGACGAGGACAGGGAAACGAUUUUUCAGGCGUACAUUAGGGCCUUGAACGAGGAUCCGGAGCAAUACAGAGUCGAUGCACAAAAGUUGGAAGAAUGGGCCCGCAACCAAAGUUCAGACUCACUAGUUACUUUUUCGUCCAGAGGAGGGGAAAUUGAAGAUAAGUUGAAGGACAUUGCAGAAAGAGCUGGGGGUAAGGGGAGUUUUAGCUAUAGCCGCUUCUUCGCCGUGGGCCUUUUCCGUCUUCUUGAACUGGCAAAUGCAACAGAGCCCACAGUACUAGAUAAGCUUUGUGCUGCUUUAAAUAUAAAUAAGAGAAGCGUGGACCGUGAUCUUGAUGUAUACCGUAACCUGCUCUCCAAGCUGGUUCAAGCGAAGGAGUUACUGAAAGAAUAUGUUGACAGGGAGAAGAAAAAAAGAGAAGAGAGAAAAGAGUCCCAGAAGGCUAAUGAGGCUAUCACAAAAUGCGUGGGAGAGUACCAAGAAGUUGGCCAGUAUUCUGUAUGAUCAGUUCUCCAAUCUGCAAUAGAGGUCAUGACCGACCUUUCUAAAUUUUUGAGCUAUUAGAGUUGGCGACAUGAUUUUGGCCCUCUGCCUCUGCCUCUUGUCGUGCAUUUGCAUGUUAAAUGUGUUGUUUAUAUGUGAAUUCUGAUACAAGUGUCCCCAUUUUUCUGGCAAUAUAUUUUAUAUCCUCGAUAAAUGAAUUCGCUUACUGUGUCCCCUCAAAAACUAAUGUAUCUAUUUUGGGUAAAUGCAAUAUGCAAGAUGUCUCUUUCAGAU